This is a messenger RNA of Ustilaginoidea virens, 441 nucleotides long. RefSeq lists its product as uncharacterized. Bases 1 to 441 code for a protein of 146 amino acids. NCBI's taxonomy places the organism in Eukaryota, Fungi, Ascomycota, Sordariomycetes, Hypocreales, Clavicipitaceae. The record is from RefSeq and is a predicted model, not a curated record. The transcript is spliced from 3 exons.
AUGAAGCACUCUCUUGGGCUCGUCGCCUUCGCCAGCUUGGCAAUGGCCUCGGAUCCCCUCCGUCGUGACUUCUCCCGUCUGUACCCCAUUCCGAGCCAGCCUCCCGAAAUCGAUGUCUCCGACACCCCCCGCCUGACCAUCCUGCCCGUCUCCUUCACACCCACCCUCUCAGACACCGGCACCGCAACCGAAGCGCCCACCACCAUGGGGAGCAUCACCGGAAAUAGUACCAGCACUGCUCCGGCAACCACGGCGACGCUCGCUACCGCCCAAACCACAAGCGCACCUGCCACCACUCCCACCAAUAGCUCAGCCCCGACCGCCUCGGCAACGUCCACUGCCACUCAGAGUCAAGUCCCCAAUCCAGCUGCGGCACCCGCUAUCCGAGGGACCUUCGCCGCUGCUGUUGUUGCCCUCGCUGGACUGGCUAUCGCCAUCUAG